CAGGGAACCAAACAAAAACUGAAAAACAUUAAAGAAUAAAUACAUUUCCCCAAAUGUAAAUUCAUAGCCAGGUUCUACAGACCCUAAAGUAAAUAAACAGGUCAAUAUGGCUGUAUUUGUGUGGUCUAAUAUGCUGUUACUUAUUGGCCCUGUACUAGAAUAUUGGGGGCAAAAAAAUUAAAUAAGCCGUUAUAUCAUCAAGUUGUCAUGUCUAGAAAAUGAAGGCACGAGAGAAAUAACAUCGAACCAUUUCAGUUCAGUUUUUCCUGAGAAUGAUGGGAAAAUAAUGAUGCAAGCUCAAACCACACCCUUUGUUAAUAACAAGGGGUGGAAAUUGUCAUCGCCAGCGUUUACCUGAAACCGGGACAAAGACUCGCAUGAAAUCAGGUAAACACCUGAUAAGACCUGUUCCUUGUUGAAGCAUACAUAAAGAUAAGCAGGAGCUCAGACACUGCCAUUUCACUACUCCAUGACAUUGGCAGUAACUUUGUUAGAGCGGGACAUCUAAGAUGGCGGCCUCGAUGAUUCAGUUAAUAGGCUUCAUGUUGUCUGCGUUGGGGCAAUUCUUAAUUACAGCUGCAACAGCAAUGGACAUGUGGAGCUUGCAGGAUCGAUCUUUUACAAUUGUGACAAAUUUUUACACCUAUUCUGGGUUGUGGAACUCGUGCGUAGGGACAUCGUACGGCACAACGCAGUGCAGGCCGUAUUUUACCAUCCUGGGACUGCCAGCUCUGCUCCAGGCCGUGAGGGCCUUGAUGAUCGUCGGUAUUGUCCUCGGAGCCAUCGGCUGCCUGAUCGCCAUAUUUUCAAUGAAGUGCUUGAAAAUGGGGAACAUGGAGGACAGCAUCAAAGCCACAAUGACUCUGACAUCCGGGAUUUUGUUUCUUCUCGCAGGGGUUUGUGGCAUUGCUGGGGUGUCGGCCUUUGCUAACUUGAUUGUGCAAAGUUUCCGGUUCACGACGUAUGCUGGUGGCGGGAUCGACGGGAUGGGAGGAGGGGGUAUCGGUGGACUCUCAGGAUCUCUGACUCCGAGGUACACUUUUGGCCCCGCUCUUUUCGUGGGCUGGAUCGGCGGAGCCAUCCUGGUCAUUGGAGGCAUCAUGAUGUGUCUGGCCUGCCGCGGAAUGUCCUCGGAUAGUAAGCAACGGUACGACGGGAUGGCCUACAAAGCCUCCACUCAACACACUAUCUACAAGACCGACCCCAGAUCCGACCCCAGAUCCGACCCCAGAUCCCGUCCAGCCUUCAAUGACUCCUACAAGGCCCAUAGUGUGGAGGGAAGGACGUCCAACCAGAGAUUUGACUACGUGUAGAAUAAUUUCACUCUUAUAGAUGCCUCUCUUUUAUACUCUGUUGCUCUGUGAUGAUGUUUUUCUUUAGUUUUGGCCCGCAUUCAUGGGAAGAAGGGUUAUUUUGUUAUUUCUCUCUACCUUCAUUUGGCUGAACUGCUAAACACUUAAGGCAGUUUGUUUAAUUUUUUUUUUAUAAUCUCAUAUAAUCGUAAUUAUCAAAUGCUGUUUCGUAUUGUGAUCAUUUUUGUGAAAUAAAAAAAAAUGUGAUUCCUA
Anarrhichthys ocellatus (wolf-eel) is the source of this 1565-nucleotide messenger RNA. RefSeq names its product claudin-18-like. Gene Ontology annotation, cellular component: bicellular tight junction; membrane. The record is from RefSeq and is a predicted model, not a curated record. Lineage: Eukaryota; Metazoa; Chordata; Actinopteri; Perciformes; Anarhichadidae. Gene Ontology annotation, molecular function: structural molecule activity. Bases 510 to 1313 code for a protein of 267 amino acids. The transcript is spliced from 5 exons.